CCUAGGGUUUCAAUUAAUUCCCUAACUUUUAUUCCUUCGCCGGCUUCACCACUUCCCUCUGCUUUUCACCUCUCACGCCGCCGCCGCCGCCGCCGCCGCCGCCGUGAGCUGUCGCCGGAGAAGACGUCGCCGCCGCCGCUGUGAACUGUCGCCUGUUCCCCUUCCCUAUUUACCCUUCCCUCACGUUAAGAUCUCACGAAGGAGGGCAGGCAGCUUGAAGGCGGCGGCGGCGGGGAUAAACACCGAUGCAGAAGCGGAGCGUCGUUGUUGGCCGUCGGCCGUCGGGAACUGAUGGAUCGGACUUCUCUUACCGCAUGGUCGUCGACUCCAGGUACACGAAAGUGGCUCGAGGGAAAUCCAGGUUUGGAGGUCUACUUGUUGCCCAGACUGCCAGUCAAAUAAUUUGGACAGUUCUGGUGUUCUUAUCUGCAUUGCCUGAAAAGAAGAUUGAGACACUUCCUGCUGUAUCUCUUUCACUUGGAUUCAUUUCACUUAUAAUUGGAGAAUUAGGUCGAAGGCGCAGCUCCAAAAGAUUGCUGAGAUUGUACAAUAUCUUCUCAUCUGUAGCGACUGCACUAUCUAUUGUUUGUAUUUUUAGGAGUAACCUGUACUUGAAGGUUAGCAAUCUCCAAAGCUUCACAGACCUGCUGAUAUAUGAUCUUCUUGUGUUAGUACGCACUGUGAUUGGUGUUUGCCUGCAGAUAUUUGCUCUAAGUACAAGUAUUACGCUGGUGCACAACAUGUCUCCCCAGACAGUCUCCUAACUAUGAAUCUGAAUAACAAUUGACUGCUCGUAGAUGUUGCAUUACGACACUAGGCGUGUGUUGCGCCUUCCAGAGUAAGAAGAUUUUGUUGGGGUGUAUCUGGCUUAUGCAAUUAAACAAUGUUCCAUAUUUGAUGACUUAAGGCUUAUUUGUUUUUUA
Zingiber officinale is the source of this 923-nucleotide messenger RNA. RefSeq lists its product as uncharacterized. Gene Ontology annotation, cellular component: endoplasmic reticulum membrane. The coding region runs from base 246 to 764 and encodes 172 amino acids. NCBI's taxonomy places the organism in Eukaryota, Viridiplantae, Streptophyta, Magnoliopsida, Zingiberales, Zingiberaceae. Gene Ontology annotation, biological process: endoplasmic reticulum organization; vesicle-mediated transport. The transcript is spliced from 7 exons. The record is from RefSeq and is a predicted model, not a curated record.